Symbiodinium sp. CCMP2592 is the source of this 981-nucleotide messenger RNA. NCBI's taxonomy places the organism in Eukaryota, Dinophyceae, Suessiales, Symbiodiniaceae. The record is from the annotation of a GenBank genome assembly.
AUGGAUGGGUUGUCACCCACCGACGCAGAUUUUGGUGGCGACCGCAGGGCGGUGCAGGGUCAGUGCGAUUUGUGCAGCAGUGCAGCAGAUCCAAGCUUCUGGGGGGAUGCAGUUGAUGCAACCCUUGUUGUUGCUUGCGCCCCUUUUGCGGCCAUCCUGGCUGAUGGAUCUGCGCUCACGUGGCGUGAUGCUUUACCAGGUGUCGACAGCAUUGCAGUACUGGCCCAGUUCAUUCCGGUGCAAGAGAUCCAGGCUUCUGAUCAGCCUCUCUUGCCGCAAUCCUUGAUGCCGCAUUGCUGCCGACUUCCGUGUAUCAGCAGCGGUACAGGAUCAGAUCAGUGGUCGCAUGAGCUGAUGCCAACUCCGAGGGCGACCGCAGUGCAGUCCAGCAGUUCCGACUUGGAUGGCGACAGCAAUUGCGCGAUGCUUCGGCUGCAAUCCUGGCUGAUGGAUCUGCGAUCACGUGCUGUGCGGAACAACACUUCUGCUGCUCAGCUCAGGUUCCCCGUGCCGCCUCGCAAAGGAGGUGGAGCUGCGUCCGAUGCGAUGAGCAGAGUGGUCGGAUAUUUGCGAUCUCAGAAGCAGAGGCAGUGGAGUUGCGUCUGUUGCGAUGAGCAGUGUGGUCGGAAGUGGAGCUGCGACCGCUGCGAUGACCAGUGUGGUCGGACAUUUGCGAUCUCAGAUGUGUUCUGUCUGGGGGCUCAGCUGCGAGAGGUGCAGCAGAUCCCGGCUGCUGGUGGGGCACUUGCCGGCGCGGUCAUGAUCGACAGCUGUCGUGUGCAGCAUCGCGUUCAGCGGCGAGAUUUGCAGCAGAUCCAGGCUCAGGUAGCGAAGUGGAUGCAAUUUGUUUGUGAUGGGUCUGUGGUCACGUGGGGCAGCCGCGACAUGGGGGGCGACAGCAACUUCUUGCUGCUGUGGCUGCAAUCCUUGCAGAUGGAUCUGUGGUGGCGUGGAGUGAGGCCGACUUUGGGCAAGCCUUAG